AUGAAGUUGAGAUCCAUUCUUGGAGCGAUUUGCUCCCUCCCCUUGCUCAUUCAUGCUGCCCCCGGUUCGACCGUUAAUCAGGCCCGCCAGUCAACUGAUCGGCUGGUGUUUGCUCACUUUAUGAUUGGAAUCACCAGCAAUCGCAACUCGGCUGCUGAUUAUGACGACGAUAUGAAGCGAGCAAAGUCGCUGGGCAUUGAUGCUUUCGCUUUGAACAUCGGCGUUGACCCAUACACAGAUCGGCAGCUGGAUCUGGCCUACCAGUCGGCGGCUAAUAAUGAUAUGAAGGUCUUCAUCUCAUUCGACUUCAACUGGUACCACACCGGCCAGGGAUACGAAGUCGGCCAGAAGGUCGCUCAGUACGGGAGCCGCCCUGCGCAGCUAAUGGUCGAUGGAAAGAUCUUUGUUUCUUCGUUUGCGGGUGACGGUCUAGAUAUUAACGCCAUGCGCUCUGCUGCUGGGAAGCCAGUGUUCUUCGCACCAAACUUCCACCCCGAGAUGGGGACCGAUAUGAGCGGGGUUGACGGCCUACUCAACUGGAUGGCUUGGGACAAUGACGGUAACAACAAGGCUCCCAAGCCUGGCCGGCAUGUUACUGUCCAAGAUGGUGAUGAUGCCUAUAUCAGAGCGCUGAACGGCAAGGGUUAUAUCGCGCCUGUUUCUCCGUGGUUCUUCACCCACUUUGGCCCCGAAGUCCCCUACAGCAAGAACUGGGUCUUCCCUGGCGAUUUGCUCUGGUAUGACCGUUGGCUGCAGGUUUUGGACAUGGGUCCUCGCUUUAUCGAGAUUGUUACCUGGAAUGAUUACGGCGAAUCCCAUUAUAUUGGGCCUCUUAGCUCCCCUCAUACGGAUGACGGUGCUUCUAAAUGGGUCAACGAUAUGCCCCACGAUGGCUGGAUGGACAUGUCCAAGCCGUUUAUCGCUGCGUACAAGGAUGGUGCUUCUAGUAGCUCUGUGAACAGCUAUAUUACCGAGGACCUCCUUGUUUACUGGUAUCGACCUGCGCCCCGGGGUGUUAACUGCGAUGCAACCGACACGUGUAUGGUUCCGGCCAACAAUGGCAGUGGUAACUAUUUCAACGGGCGUCCUGAUGGGUGGGAGACCAUGGAAGAUGCAGUGUUUGUGGUCACCACGCUCACCGAGCCAGCAACAGUUACUGUCAACUCUGGUGGUAAUGUUCAGGUGUUCGAUGCGCCUGCAGGGGCCAGCGCCUUCACCGUCCCGAUGGGUGUUGGAUCCCAAGCCUUCUCACUCAGUCGGAAUGGUCAGGUCAUCCAGUCUGGAGUCAGUCUCCUGCCAAUUAUCGAUGGGUGUGUUUGCGGGUUAUAUAACUUUAACCCGUAUGUGGGAACUCUUCCACCUGGCCCAAUCGAUUCUCUCCAGAGCGCGGGUCUCAACAGCCUCACGCAGGGGCUACAUGUGCAGACCUGCGCGCCCACCCCUUCCCUCGGCAACGACUACAGGUACGACCACCCGCACAACCAGUACCAGCACCAGGACCACCAGAACGCCCACGGGACCCACGACCACCAGGCCACAGCCAACCUCCACGACCCGUACAACUACACGGACCAGCACGAGCACCAGAACCACGACAACAAGAACAUCAACCACGACGACCCGCACAACCACAACCACAACCACGAGCGGCCCCGGCACCGGCCAAGUCUGUACCGGCGGAACCGGCCCCGGAAACUACGUCGGGCUGUGCAGUUUCGCUUGCCAUUAUGGCUACUGCCCUCCAGGCCCUUGCAGCUGCACGCAGUACGGAGCACCAGUUCCCACGCCGCCGACUACCGGUACGAGAUGCUUACCGCAGUACGGUUUGGAUAA
This is a messenger RNA of Aspergillus calidoustus, 1833 nucleotides long. NCBI's taxonomy places the organism in Eukaryota, Fungi, Ascomycota, Eurotiomycetes, Eurotiales, Aspergillaceae. The record is from the annotation of a GenBank genome assembly.